UUUAGUUCAACAAGCACAAACUAUUAAAAGCCAAUCCUUACAGUGUCGGCGAAUCAAAGUUUGUGUUUCCUGUAUAAAAAAUGUCGUACAGAGGAGGUGGUAAUCGAAGAUUUAUGCGCGGAAAAGGCGAUAGAUAUCGAAAUGAACAUGAUGACAGAGAAAGCUCUGGAGGUAAUAACAUGAAGAACCAUUAUAGAAACUUCACCAUUUACAGGCAAAAUGAUCGAUCAGCUAGAGUACCGGAUGGUCACUGGCGGGGAGAUAAAGACAGGCGUGGAGGAGGUAAUUUUCGUGGCCACCGUAAUAACAGGCAGGGAUAUACAGAUGAAGAUGGUGGUAGGAAUAGUAAUAGGCGUGAAGGGAUGUAUAAGGCCCGUGGCUACAAGAAAGGGAACAGAGACAAACAUAACCAGAAUUCAUUCAUUAAAGCUGGAUGGAAUAAAAUUAUUAUUAAAGACGCAGGUCCUAUGGACAAAGAUGAAGUGAUGGGUGCAAUACGAAGGGUAGUACAACAACAGUUUACACCUAUAAUGUACGAACCAGAAGGGAAUAAUCGUGUAUUCUAUCUGGAAGAUAAUGCUGCAGCUGUCCAAGCUAUCAGGGAUAUUAGCCGAAGAGUCAGCAUAUCAUCUGGUCAGAAAUUGUUAAUACAAAUUAACAGGUCUGCACCACCUGUUAGAGCUCUAACUGCAGAACAGCGUGAAAAAGUGACUUCUGUAAUGAGUGAACGCUACUGUGUGGAGUUGAAACGACUGGAUUUGAAAAAUUUCCAUAAUGAUGCAGGACUGGUGGCAGCAGAUAUUUUCUGCCCCCUUUGUCGAUUGCCAAAUAUGAAAAUUAUAGUGGAUGUUAUAGUUGGUCAUAUCCCUCUGGUUGAAGAAAUUGAUUUUGGUUCCAAUAAGUUAUACUCCCUUGAAGAAACAAAUCGGCUUGUAGGGUCUUGCCCAAACUUGAAGAGACUAAUUCUCUCUAACAAUAAGUUGGCCAGUAUUGAAACUUUAAGCCAUCUUCAAGGUUUGAACAUUGUGGACAUCUCACUGGAGGGAAAUGGAUUGUGUAACAAAUUCCGGGACACUGAAUCAUACAUCAGUGCUGUGCGGAAAUGGUUCCCCAAGGUCCUAUAUUUGGAUGGACAGGAGCUUCCUAGGCCAAUUGGAUUUGAAGUUGAUGAUGACGAUACCAGCACAAUGCCAAAGAUCUUAACGUCGUAUUUUGCAGUUCCUGGUGUUAAAGAUCUAGUGCUUCAGUUUAUUGAGCAGUAUUAUCAGAUAUUUGAUAGUGAAGAUAGGACACCACUUGCUGCUGCAUACACAGAAGAUGCCACCUUUUCUUUAGCUUGUACAUUUCCUGAGUCUGGACCUGGAGCUCGGUACACACAUGUUUAUGUGAAUGAGAGUCGAAAUCUAAAGAAGAACCUAACCUCAGACAAGCGAAUGCAGAAUCUUCAUAGAGGUCGGAAUAACAUUGUCGCUCUGCUUUCCAAGCUUCCAUUCACUACUCAUGAUCCCAACUCCUUUACUGUGGAUGUUCCUGUUGCAGAGGCAAACCUAAUACAUGUAACCCUUACUGGUGUAUUCCGCCAGCUUUCUGAUAGAGCGCCAUUGGUUCGUUCCUUUAGCCGCACCUUUAUUGUUAUUCCGCAAGGCACUGGCUAUUGUAUUUGCAAUGAAAAACUCUUUAUUACAACAGCAACUGUGGAACAAAUAAAGAAGUCAUUUAAAAAUCCUGUCCCAGAAACUUCAGAGAAUGAUCUUACAACAUCACAGGGAGGUGUGGCAUCCCCAUCACUUGCAACUGAACCCCAGCUGUCACCUGCGCAAUUGUCUUCAGUUGCUAAGUUUUGUGAAGCUUCUGGAAUGCUUCCUGAGUAUUCUAGAAUGUGCUUGGAGCAAAAUAACUGGGACUUUAACAAAGCAGGAGAAUUAUUCACCCAGUUAAAAGCAGAAAACAAGAUUCCUCCAGAAUACUUUUCUCAGUCCCCAUAGUAAUUAGUAUUGUAAAUGAGAUUUCUGCUUGCAAUUUCUAAGUUAUUGAAUCAUCAGUUAUAAUUUUUUGUUUAUUUGUAUAUUUGCAUUCCUCAUGGUUUUUUCCCCUGUAAAUUUUGAACGAAUUGUAACUUGCAAAUAGUUUGUUAGUUAUGGACUAAAAUAUGUACUAUUUAUUUGAAAUUGUAUUUGGUGAGCUGUGAUCUUUUAUGUCAGUGAUAUAAAUUGAUUAUUAUUUCUUUUAUAUUUUCUAAAAGGGGGUCAGUAUCACAUUUAUAAUAUAUGUGCAGAGUACUAAGGUUGUAUAGAGAAAUAAAGAUUUAAUGAAAACUGGAAUAUAUUCCUUUGUUUAUGUUAUUGCCACUGUUUUAAUGGUAUUCAGUGUAUUUUCACGGUUUGGUGUGGUUAAAAAUCAGCCAGCCAAUUAAAUUUAUGUCAUAAACAAUAGGAGCUAGUAGAGUUUGUUGCCUCCCCUGUAGUGGUUAUAUAGAUGAGCAUUGUAUAAUUUUACUUAUUUUAUAGUUGAAAUAUGCUUUGAUGUCAGUUUGCAUGUAAAUAUAGUCUUUCUGUGUAAUUUCAGACAGAGCUAUCCAGGGAAUAUGGCCUUCUUGGAUGUUGUGUUAGAAGACUAUAGAUAAUAAGAAAACCUGUAGUUUCAUUCAUUGGAGAAAAUUAUUCCAAUGGCCCGGGGCAAGUUGUACAAAACUACAACACACUUAAUGCUCAGUGGAGGGAUUCAUUUAUUCUUGUGAAAGUUGUUACAAAAUAUUAACCGUAUACAGUCUAAGUGGGCUUCUGGAUAUUAUUGAAAAGCUAUUCAGAACUUAGGUCUUGAGUUGCUUUUUUUUCUUUUUCAAUUUGAUGUUCAUUAUAGUUAGUAAAGUUAAACCUUGAUUUUAUGCUACAUAUUCAUGAGUAGUUAUUUAAGGAAAUAAUUUUUCAUUUCUAGUAUGGUAUCACAACUUUUUCAUAAUGAAUUUUAUUCAAUUUCACGAUACAAAGCUGAAAGCAUACAUCAUUUCAAACACGAGGAGACGUGGUUGCUCUCCAUUUCCUCCCUUUUUAAGCAGAAUGUUCUCUUAAUCCUUAGAUUUUCAUAGGUCUUGCUGAAUGAUUUGUUACACAUACAAGGGGUGAAAAUUUGAGCAAGAUAACAUUUUAGACAUUGUACAGUUCCUUAACUGAGUAAAAGGAAUGCUGUGUAGGACCUUUAGUACCAUUUAAAGUUUGCCACUUUAGGUGGCAAUGAUUGAAUAUGGUACCUCCCUACAAGGUUCUCAAAUUUAAAUAAAUGUACAUAUAAGUUGAUUAUUCAUGUAAGUAAAAAGUGUACAAAAAUGAGUCGAGUAAAAUUUAAUAAAAUUGAAAUUAAGAUAAUUAUAAUAAUAUAGUAGUUAAUAAAUAUGUAUACUUCACAGUAAGGUCAUAACUAGACACCUUACUUAAUGGUAAAGUUUUUUACAAACUUAACCCUUAGUCAUUUGCCAGUGUUUAGUCAUGUUAUUAAUAAAAUCUGAACUGUGGCCUCGUUUGGAUUGGAGUAGCUGGAACUUUUCAUCAUGUUUUACAUUUAUAUUCAUGUAUAGUCUUACUGAUCUCAUCUGUAUGUGUUUACUUAAGACAUAUGUGCUACAGAAUGCAAGCUAAACAGAAAUAGAGGUAUUUCUUGUUUGUUGAUGUUUCACAGAUUCUUCAUACUUGGUUGCAUUCAUAGUGACAUUUUUUAUCUUGUAUACUGUAUUGGUGUAAAAAGGCAAAUUUUUGAUUUGAUAAUGUUCUUUUGAGUAGGGUUAGUUGACACGCUUCACAGUACAAAAGAUGUGUCUUUACUUGUCAUUUCAAAGAAUAUCAUGAAAUGGUUGAUUGGAAAAAAUUAAAUCCUGUUUUAUUUAGUAUUGGCCAUGUGUUCUACUACAAUGCUUGCCAGCAUACUGAUUUCAAAUGUACUUAAAAAUAAUUAAAUAUUCUGUUCUAGAGGGUUAUAUUAAUUUUACCAGUACUAUAUUGGUGAAAUGUUCAUAUGGACGAUGGGUAUAGUAAUUGUUUAAUUUUUCCAGGUUUCUAGAAAUAAAUUUAAGUUGCAGAUGGCUUUAGAUGGAAAGGUGAUACAGGAGAUUUUGAUUAAUUUUAUUGUUCCAUGAUUCAUUAAUGCAUUGUUGAUUAUGGAAUCUUGUAAGCAGUGUUUAUUUCUGUUUAUGGAUGUUAGAUCUUGAAUGAAGUUGAUGUAAUCAUUUUUGUUAUUUUAUGUACUUUGUACAUCACCAUUUUCACUGUUCUUUCCAAAAAUAUUUACAUCUAUCUCAUAUUACUUAUGAAAGUGGGUAUAUUUGCAUUUUAUCAUUGUGAGACAAAAGUAGCAAGCAAUAAGUGUUUCUCUUGCAGAAGUUGCAAUAUGACUGUAAAUGUUUUCAAGUCAAUUGAAUAUGAAUAAAGAUUGUCUUCCUUUUCGGUUUUAAAUGGAUGACUUUUGUAAAAGAAUGUCCUCAACAGGCAGGCUUCAUUAGAAAUUUUGAUCCCUUUUUCUCAUUGAUAACUGUACAAAAUAUGAAUAACCACAGUCCAGAAUUUAAAUGAUAAGUUCUCAGAGACUUUAUGCCACGUACAACUGAGGUUAUGAAGAGGUUUACUAUCAGAGUAUAUGUAUAAAGGAAGAUUUUUCCUUGUUUUGCAUUUUUGCUGUAUAAAAUGAAAGGAACUGAAGGAGAUCUUUAAUAGAAAAUAACUGUCUAGUCAGAAUAACAAAAACUAAAGUGCUGAAAGCAAAAUAGUGUUAACUAUUGUGUAUAAAGAAAAUUAAAAUAGUGUUGAAAAUGUAUAACUGAGGUAAAGAUAUUAGAACCUGAAAGGAAAACAAAUAUCAGUAAGCAAAGUUUGCCAAUGGUAUAUGUACUAUGAAUGAAGGCAAUAUGCACACACACAAACCUUUUUUUCAUGCAUUUUGUAAUUGAUUUCAUCAUGAGUGUUACUUCUGAUCAAAGGUGGUAGACCACUUGUCAGGUUAAAGUUAUAUGAGGGGAAGGGGUGGUUGAAAAAUAAGCGAGACUUCCCUAGUAGAGCUCUUGUGUAACACUUUAUUUUUUUUUUUUACACUUAUAUGGUCUGUGACAUUCAUGUGCAGUGAUUGUCUACAAUUAACCUUGUUUAUCAUUCUGCUUCAUUUUUGGUUUUCAUUUCCAAUAAAUUUUACCUGUUUUCAUUUUUUAUGUUUGUUUUGACUUCUAUUUUUAGUUUGUGAAUGGUUUCAAGUAUGUUUUUUGCAGUGGCUGUGCAAAUAAUUAUUUGUAAGUUUAUUAUAUCCUUCUUAAUCUUUUCUCCCAUUAAAACCAUUUGCAUGAAGUUGGUGGUGUGGGUAAGGAACCUAAUAUUUUGUGUAUUAACAUAAUACACUGGCAACUGUUAUGCAAUCACUUAUUACUGAUCCAAAUACGGCUUGUUCCAUCUGAUAUCAGGCUGCCUCUUUACAGGUUUAAUCUUGUAUUAUGUCUGAGUCUUUGUUGUAUGUGUGUGUGCAUUUUUUUCUGGUGUUCUGUAAUAGCCUUUUCAGAAGCAUGAUUACUUGAUAUUCCAAUACUAUAUAUUUAUAAGCUGGAAGUGUUUUCAGUUAACACUUGUUCUUUAGGGCUCCCCGUGUGUUGCGCCUUUAGAUGAAUGGAAUCCUGUCAAACUGGUAGUAAUUGUUUUCUAUUAGACUACUUUAAUAUCUGAUUCUGGUACAAGCUAUAAUAUCCCUAAAAUUGCAGCUGCAAAUAAUUUUGGUGGGGAACUGUGAAACAGUUAUCCCAUCAUAUUAUGGUAUAUGUAAUCUUUAAUCUUGAUAACCAUUUUGGACAAGGACUAGGUCAUUUACUCAAGACAUCAGUUUCAUGUUACGUACUUAUAUUAUUAUUCUUAUUAAUAGGGCUUAGUUUUUCCAGUCAUGAAUCUUAAUUGUAUUGUUCUUGUCCUAUGUUUAAAAUAAACCAUUUGGUAACUGGGUCCCUAAUCUCCCACAUGCAUAAAUAGAUUUUGUAAUCCUUCCACAGAUUGAGGUUAGUUGUCUCCAGCUCAUGAUUCAACCUUAUAGGUUCCUAUCUUUUAGUGCAUAGUCUCUUAGGAACCACUUGUUCCAAACACAGCAGAGAAAUUACCAGAGGAAGUACAAAGUAUUUACACAGUGUUUUGUAUCUUAAGAUGUGGAAUGCAUAAUAACUAUGAAAAGGAGUAUGAAAGAUUGAAAGAAACACACUCCUUUCUCCCCCACCUUAAUCCAAGGGAAGAAAUCUUAGAGAAUACCAAUUUUUUUUUUAUAGUAGAAGAAUGUGAUGUUGAUAGCAUAUUUGCAACUCUUAAGAAUACUUUCUUAAUCAGUGUUCAGGACUUUAAACUUUUCCAAUUCUUUAUGCUUAUUUUGUUUCUCACGUUUUUGUAAAAUGUGUGAUGAUGGUGAUUCUUCUAUGUGUGUAUCUCAUUGAUGGAAUUCAAUUCAGAAGUUCUCCAGUAUACUUCAAAAAUGCCCAGAACAAUCUAUUGCUUUUGGUGUGCCAUGACAGUUUUCCUAUUUGCCUUGUUUUGUAUAAAAACUCAACACCAGCCAACCUAUACAUAAUCCAAGUCGUGACCUCAGUAACACUGGAUUAUAAAUUUGCAAUGUGAGACAUUAGUUAUCUUCAUAACUUGUAUGAACACGAACUUUCUUACAGUUCAUGUCUAUGCAAACCUAUUGUUUUAGCUAGAGUACACUUCUGGUUAAACAGCUUAAUACUUAUGGUAAAUCUAGAGUACACUUUUCAUUCCCUGGCUUGCAUCUCACUGGUUUAGGACAGAGGAGAGGUGAGUGUUGUAAUACAAUAUUAUCUACCACCUUUGACCAUGUGAAUAGCAUCAGGAAAACUUUGCAUAAAACUUUAUUUUAGUGUGCAGUGAGCCAUUCAGUUAUUGUCACAUUUAGUUAUGUGAAUGACAAUGAAAGUUUUAACUUAGUUGACAUUUGAUAUUAUAUGAACAGGGCUAAGCUAUAAGGAGCUACUUAUAUAUUUUUUUCCCCUAACAACAGGUUGUAAUUUAUUUGCAAUCAUUGUGGCUUUUGUCUUAGACACCACCUAAAAUAAGGUUAUAUUAUUCACAGUUAGAUAUGUAAUUAUGUUGGAUGGAUUUAACUGCAUGUAAUGAUCAGAGAGCCAUUACCUAGGCUGUCAAUUUUCAUUUUGAUCAAUGACAUAACUCAUUUUAAUUUUUUACAACUGUUUUGAAGCUCUGCCAGCAAUAGCAGCAACAAGUCAUCAAAAUGCAUAACAUAUUCUUACACAUUUUUUUCUUUUCUUUUUUCUUGUUAAUAUGAGAUGUAGUAUGUGUUAUCAUAUGUUCACAUGAUAAAGCAGUAUCCAUGAAAGUUAUUAAAAGGAAUUGUUUUUAAUUUAAGCAUAUCUGCAGAAAGGUGUUUGGAGUUGUAUAUGGUCAAUUAAUUGAUGAAUUUGAGUUUGUUGUUUUACACACACACAGCUUCUCUCUAGGUGUCCAUGACCACAAAAGGAAAUGUUUUCAGUGAGACUGGUAUGAGAAUUUUGUUUAUAUUGUAUCUUUUGUGUACACUAUAUUUUCAUAUUUUUAUACUUAAGAUGAAGAGGCUUAGGUAUGGAAUCACUCAUUUUUUUCCUUCCACUGGUUACAGUGAUUUUUUUCAGUUUCUUUAAAUUGGUGAAUAAACACACAUUGAUUUAUAUAUGCAUCACCUUUCAUUUAUGAGUGUACUUAAAAUAUCUCAAAUCCUUCAGAUAUUUAGUUGAGAAAGUUGAGAUUUUACUAGUGUAAAAAUGUUUCGUAAGGCCAGUGUAACAUUUUAUUGUCCACUGUACUUAUGGUUGUUUAUUAACUGUAUUUUUUAUUCAGUUUUCUGUGAAGAAAUUGAAAGUGCCAUCUCCUAUCGGCCAUGUUUCUUCAGAGUACUAAUUUCAAUUGGUUUUUGCUCAUUGCAGGUGUUCAGUAUUAUUUGACAAUUUACAUAUUGAUUUUUUUUAUUAAAAAAGAAAAGAAAAGGCAUUUAAGAUUGGCUUUUACAUAGGUGAUGAUGAUGAUGAUGCCAAAUUCUCUGUUUCUUUGCAUUUGUUCUCUAUAUUCUUCCAUAUAUUGUGAAUAAAAAAGGAAGGUGAAGGUAGUGCACAGAGGUUGUGCAUUACUCACUUCCUAGGAAUCAAGAUUAAUGAAAAGAUUUCAAUCAUGUUUCCCUCACACUAUACUGACCAUGAUUAGUAUUGUAAAGAAUUGAUUUGGGAGGAAAGUAAACUAAUUUUUCCUAUUGUAGAAAUUGAAAAUAGGGAUUUAAGUCAUUUUUACAGUAAGCCAUUUUCAUGCUUGUCUUGUGAUAAUUGGUUUUCUUCCUUAGUUAUUAAUAUGCUGAAUCUCAUGCAUAUGGAAUUUUGCUGAGUAUCAUGUAUAUUGAAUUUUAAUGUUUGUUGUCACAGUAAUUAUAACUUUACACAUUGUGCUAAAAUCCUCUAGAUUUUUUUUUUUUUUUUUUUUUUUUUUUUUUUUUUUUUUUGCAGGGGAGGGAUGAGAAAUGAAUACUAAUGGAAAUGACUUGCUUUACAAGGAAAAGUAAAGUCUGCUGUCAGAUUACAUCAGCAAUGUAGAAUGUGUUUACACACUGCAUUGCUGUCUAGUAAUGUAUAUCCAGAUACUAUUCUUUAAGUGAUAUGGUUCUAGCAAGUAAGAGAAGAUUGAAGGUAAUGUCAUUUUUAGUUCUAAUUAUCAAUUAUCACCAUAUAAUGUAGGUUAAAAUGGAAACAGUGAAUGAUCUUUAGCCAGCGUAGUGAGUUAAACAAUUAUUUCCAUUUCUGAUGUGUGCUGGGUCAUUAGAAGGAUUGUUUAUCUCUAAUGCACAUACUACUGCAAAUGUUUUAUUAGGACAUUGUGUUUCUAGUUCCAAGUGUUUAUUUGUGUAUUGAUCAAAACAUGUUUAUACAGUGUGAUAUUUUGUGGGGAUUAUGGGAAUAAGCUAUUAACAAGUGAUGAAAAUUUUUACCAUGUUACUAGGAAUGGCCAAACAUUCACUAAACAAGCUUGUUCACCACAUUGAUUUGUUGGUCUAGAUGACCUGUACAUAGUUUUUUCAUUUUCAAAAAGGCAUUGUAUUUCAGUAGCAUAGAUUGGAAAAGCAAUUGAAACGUAUUUUUUCAGAUAUAUUUGUAAUUCUGUAAAUAAAUCCAUUUUUAUA
Macrobrachium nipponense is the source of this 9174-nucleotide messenger RNA. Its product is annotated as nuclear RNA export factor 1-like. The record is from RefSeq and is a predicted model, not a curated record. The coding region runs from base 81 to 1985 and encodes 634 amino acids. The transcript has 16 exons. Lineage: Eukaryota; Metazoa; Arthropoda; Malacostraca; Decapoda; Palaemonidae. Gene Ontology annotation, cellular component: nucleus; cytoplasm. Gene Ontology annotation, molecular function: protein binding; RNA binding. Gene Ontology annotation, biological process: poly(A)+ mRNA export from nucleus.